Babesia ovata is the source of this 9810-nucleotide messenger RNA. RefSeq lists its product as uncharacterized. The transcript has 2 exons. The record is from RefSeq and is a predicted model, not a curated record. NCBI's taxonomy places the organism in Eukaryota, Apicomplexa, Aconoidasida, Piroplasmida, Babesiidae. The coding region runs from base 1 to 9810 and encodes 3269 amino acids.
AUGACCGAAUAUACAAAAGAGGCCUUGAAAGGCAUUUUAACAAAAAAUGAUGAAAAUGAUUUUCACAAGGUUCAGGUGGCCGUGGACUCUGUAAAUCGGGAGUUGGAAAGUUGUAAAAACUACGCCAAGCAGUUCAAUGAGGCUUUGAACAUUGAUGACAAGAGUGUGAAUGAUCUCAUCGACGAUCUCCAUUCUCCACUGUCACUUCAAGUUAAGAGUGCGCUGCGGACCGUUAAGCAAGAGAGUGAGAGACUCAAGACGUUGUCGGAGAAGGAGAAGAGCGAUUUAAAGGAGAUGACAGAGAACAUUAGAUCGGCGUUAAGUGCUUUGAAAGUUAGUGUGAAUUGUAAAAUUGACGAGGACGUGAAGGAUUUUAUUAAAAAAUUGAAAAGUCAUGUUCAGCCAAUUAAGGAGAAGUUGGAGAAGAUUACCACCGAGUUGGCGCAAUAUAUCAUCGAGUUGCAAUCGUGGAUGGAGAGCGCUAAGAAAGACAUCGAUGAGAUAAGGAAGAAUCAGGUAAAGAAUAUUUUGGAGCAAGUUGGCGAUGGCAUCACGAGUAAGAAGCUUGAUAUUAAAGACGACGCAGAGAAGUUGAUAGCGCAUAAGAAGAUGCUGGAGAAAUAUACUUCGCAGUUUACGCAGUUGGCUGCAGAUGUAGAUGCGAAGAUGAAGGCGCUUGCAGGGGCGUUUAGUGAGAUCAAAGAUGAAACUAAUAAAAAUAUUAAAGGGAUUUUGGAGCAUAUUAGAGGGAAGGUUGCGCGAAUUAAGGGGAGUGCUUUAGGUACAUUCUACAUGGGUGUCGAGGGGAUUAAAGAGGCUGUUAAGAAGUACGCGGAGGGGUUCAAAAAUUUUGAUGGGAAGGUUGAGCAGUGGGUGAAAGAUAUAUUGGGGACUGAAAAGGGCUUAGUGAAGAAGCAAAUUGAUGACUAUGUUGGGAAGGAUGGGAAUAAAUCGCAGAUGACAGCGCCAUAUAAAGAUUCGACCACGAAAAAAAUUGAUACAUCCGCUAUCAAUAAAAUCGCAAGUGCGAUUCGGGCUAAGCUGGCAAGCGAUGUUUUUACAGACGGCUUCCCAUCUGUUAACGUUGUGGACACGAGUACCACCAAAAGCAUAGCAACGAAUGUGCAACAGGUGAAGGCUGCUUGCGAGAAAUUUGCCGAUUCACUCGAAGGCAAACUUAGAGGUGACGGGGGUACCACUGUCGAUUAUUCAUUUUUCUCUGGCAUGGCCGAUGCAAUUGCAAAACAAUUCGGCAUUUUGUCUUCAUCGCCUACCGACAAAUCUCAGCUCACACCUGCCGUCCAAUCUAUUCUCAAUCAACUCGCCGGCACGGCUAGAGGUGCAGCUAUAGAACUUCACUCGUUAGUCAACGAGCAGAGGCCGCUCGGCGCCCAAGGCAGCAUAGCUAAGGAACUGGAGGACACUCAUGAGAAGGCUGAGACACUUAACGGACAUCUCAACGCGGCGACAGGCGUACGUUCAGGGUCCGGCUCUCCGGUAAACCACGCCGAAAAGCUGGACGACGCGAUCGAGAAACUGAAAGACACCGCCACGGAACUAUCCGCCAACGCAAUCCCGCAGAAGCUGGACGCUAUUGCUGAGCAACUCAAAGAGCAUCUCACCCAACUGGCCCAUGCGAUAGAGGAAACCACCAACGUUGUAUCAGCGCAAUUGGUCACGUUGAGAGAUGACAAAAUCGGCAAGCCUGCUAUAGGCAGGCCAGCGAAAGAAAAUACCCUGCAAGCAAUUCAUGACAAACUCGACAAACUGCAACAAGGCGCAGUGUCGGACGCCGUAAAACGCACCACCCACCUCCUUGAUCAAUAUUUAGCCGCAGCUGAAAAACACUACAGCAAACAACUCACGGAACAUGUAAACUCCCAGGUCAAAACAGCCACCGAACAAUUAACCACCCAUGUGCGAAAGCAGUACAUUAACAUCAUCAAGUUGCAACUUGAACAGUUCUCGGAAAGGGUGGCCGAGCAGCUUAAAGGACUGCCUCAAGAAAUAAAGAAGGAUGCGGACAAGGGGUUCAAAGGCUUUAUGGCCAAAUUUGAGAAAUACUUCAUCACAAGGGACAAAUCGAUCAAAGGCAUUAAAGACAUAAAGAAUAUCUUCUCUCCUACAGAUAAGUCUCCACUCAGUCAUGCGGCUGGAAGAUUCUUCGGAUGCCUCAAUAGAUUUCUGCAUGAUCUAAAGAAGCAGACGGAUUUCGAGUCCGAGUACGAGAUUUUUAAGCCAGCACGUGACGCUCUCACGAAAUUGCUGGGAGGCCUUGCCGAUUCCCAACACUUCAACCACGAAUUUAGUAUUAACUUACAAUCCCUUAAUAAUGAGAUUAGUGUACUUCACCCGUCUGAAUUCGGUGACCCUUCGACUUCCAUGUUACAAUCACUUAAGGAAGGCGUCGGUGCAUUAGCCCAUGAGCUUCGCAACGCAUAUGUUAGUGCGUAUACCGGCGCCCAAGCAAACUGGGAUGACAACACUAAUCCCAAACAAGAGAAGUGCGCAAAAAUAAUGCUCACCAUCACGCCCACCUUGUAUCACGUAUUACGCGAGCUCAGAAAUGGGCUUGAAAAUGAUUGGACAUCCCAUAGAAUAUAUGACUCCACAGCAUCGCACCACAGUCUACAUACACUGUUCUUUUCCGCAAAUGGGUAUGACAUCGGUCGCCCAGCUGCAAGCCUAUAUGGCGAAUUGAACCACAAAAAGGGAUACAACGGUGAAUGUAUUCUCAACAACCUAAAUGACGUACGAUAUGAAUUGUUUGAGAGCAGUAUACAUUCACUUACCGCUAGUGACCCCCGUUCUAUGUCCGCUGACGAGCCGGCGAUAGAUGUUGUCGUGGACGGCCUAAUUCCCAAGCUGUAUGACUGGCUCAAAAAAUACUUCGAGGUCUGCCACUUUACCCAUAUUGAUUCGUCAAGACUUCCAUGCUCCGUGUAUGAAAUGCUUUCUUGGCUCUGCGGACUGCAGUUCAAUUCUGUGUUUGACAAACUCAAGCACCACAUUAAAUCCGAAUUCAUGGUGGAGGACAAGACGCACCCAGAUGGCAAAUCAGUUAAGCCCAUUGACGCGUCUCCGUCAAAUGUUACUGCAGCCGACGUAGUAGAAGCCCUGACAGACGUUUGUGGCGAUGCAUAUCCCGUCCUCACAACCAUCCUCGGCAACGGACACGCUGACGGCCGUUAUGCCUGCGAAUUCUCUAAUAAUUCACUGAAAUUAUACUAUCCCACUAACAUGAUAACGUUACUAUGCUUGCUGUUCAAUGUCAUAAAGCGACUCCAACACCAACUUCAUUUCUUGCUCGAACAGUGUAGACAUACAACUGCACUGAGUGGCUGGUCUGACUGCUACUACGGUCAGAGUGUUGCUGGCUCCGGUUGGAUGUGCAACAAUAUGCGGUGUCCAAACAAACGGUGCGACCAAGCAUUCAACCAAGGAGUCAACCAAAGCGCUACCCAAAAGGCCAACCAAAUGGUCAACCAAACGUGUGACCAAACAUGUAACCGGCACCCUACGUGCGGCCUUAAAUCUCCACUGCAGUCCUACUUAGAGGACGGAUUACAAGGCUUUUUGCCUCAUGCCCUUUCCAGUAAAGGGACAAGCUAUUCGUGCUCCACCUGUAGUAAGACGUUAUCUGGUACGCCUUGCAAAACACCGAUGGGCUUUAAUGAUAUUAGUACUAUGGCAUCGCAUACGCAAAUUGGUCGGCAUUUAUUCACGACGCUUCAUGACUUCUGUGGUAACAAGACAUCUGUCCUGACCAGACUCUGCAACCAGCUCAACUGUUUGCUUCACAGUGCGCCACAGACAUUGGACCAGCUGUUAGCCUUUUACUUCAGCUUUUUUGCAGAUUGGAACAACAGUGGCGAGCACAGGGUGAAUGCAUUUAACGAGGCGGUCAACAACGCCCACUUCAAGAGCCCGUAUUAUGAAAUGAACGAAUGUUCAGAGUUAUUCAAAAAUAGGAAGCAUGUGGGCGCCGCUGAGCCGGGCCAUGGUUCAAGGUACAGAUUGUAUCAUAACACCGGCGACCUGUACAGCUUAAUAAAUCCAGACAACUCAUGCUACGUUGAGAGCGGCAAAUGCGGGGCUUAUAUAGAUUCUCUAAGUCAACCAAUCUAUGGUACUUUUGCUUCAAGAAAUGCAUCGCAAUAUCUCUCCACGAUCGUAUACCUAACCGAAACAUUAUACGGCUUGCUAUGCCAGUUGUGCAAAAACUGUGACGGUAAUUGCGGCACCAAGAAUCAGAAAUGCCGAAUCAAAGGAUGCACUAAAGGCAUUUGCAGCCUUGCCACUCAGUCGCAUAUUGAGGGAUCAUAUAAACAUGACGGCCCAUGUAAUUCGAUCAUCAAUUGCCGUUCAACCUAUGCUACGUUGUUCACCUACGGCCUCACGUUUGGCAAUCGGAAACAUUUGAAUGGACGCGUCGGACAUCAUGAUGUCCCUAAAAGAACGUGUAAGACACUAAUGCAACAGUUGGAGAUUAUAUGUUCAGAUAAAUCAGUGCUUGCAAAGUUGAUACACAAGACAAUUCCUGAAUUCCUCCUCGCCAUCAGAUGGCCAUUUAUGCUAACGUUGUUAGCCCUCUGGUCGCUGUCGCUCCUGUACCUGCUGCACAUCGCCGUCGUCCGCCUCGACGUCCUGAGGAUACGCUCCCACCUGAGAUCGCCCGCAAGCCACCGCAUCGCCGCGCAGUCCCUCCUCGCCGCCGCACGCGUCAAGGCACUCGCCAACGUCAAGGGAAAAGCCUUGGAUGAUAUUGAGUCCCGCCGUAUCCAACUUGGUCAGCUUGCUGGACAGCUUUCGGGAUUUAUUGGCAAAAGUGAGGAAGUUCAAAAUGCACUUGUAAAGGGUUUGCAAAGUAAUGUAAAUCAGCUUGAUAAGCUUUUGAAAGCAUCUUGCGGAGGUGAGGGGUGUAAUGAUCAUCGUAGUCAAAUUAACACUCUUAAUGAGAAGCUUGAUACACUUAAAAAUCACUUUAAAGAGGAACCAAAUCCCUCUGAAAAUCUUGUUGAAAUCCUUACUAUGUGCAAGUUAAAUGAUCCUGUUGGUCCCUUAAAUGAGCUUAAUGAGGAAAUUAACAAAAAAAUUGAGAAGCUUGAAAAAGGCAUUGAAGAUCUUAAAAAUGAGCAAAAUAAUGAUGAUAAUAAUAGUAAAAAUGCCUCUGAAAUUGCAAAACUUAAUAAGGAUCUUCAGUCUCAUAGUGCUUCCAAGAGGUCUCUUGAGACACUGAAAGAGCUUUGUGAUUUUGCUGAGAAAUUUGAUAAAAAAUCUGAUAAUCCUAAAAAGCUUUUAGAAAACCUUUGCACAGGCCUCGAAAAAUUUCUCGGCCACAAGAAUGGUAAUUACACCGGCUCCGGCAUCGUGUACUCGGACCUCGACAGGCUCUGCGACGGGGUGAUGGCGUUCCUUCAUGGAGUUCUUGAGACUGUGAAAGAUGACGAUAACGUUACAAAAUACAAUGAUUAUAUGAAUAAUAAACUUGAAAAUGUUCUUCGUGAAUUAACUACUUCAAUUGGCACCGGGCGUAACGGUCUUUCGGCGUCUGUCGAGAGCGUGAAGGGGUGGUUGGAGGGGUAUAAUGAUCGACUUAAAUGGAUGAUAUACAAUGUUACAAAUGAUCUUUCUACACUUCAAGAAGACUUAUUAGGUAAGUAUUUUAAUAAGGUUAAUGCUUCGCAGGGACUGGAAGAACAGCUCAAGGAGUGGAAGGGAGUGCUCAGCGACAUAGAUAUUCACCUAAACCUAACUGAAACUAAUUGUGUUAAUAUGUUAGAUCGUAAAUUGCGUGAUUGUGUGUUACAUGAAGUGAGGCCAAUUCAGAAAUCUGUGCAGGUGUUGAAGGAGUCGGCAGGGAAUGAUGAUUUGAAUAUUCAGGUGAAACAUGUGGAUGCGGAGCUAGCGAAGCACAAGAAGAAUGUGCUGACGAGGAUUAAGGUCGAAUGCAAGGAUCUGCAGGAAAAGUUGAGAGACGAUUUUAAGAGCAUAUGGAAAGACAUUACUAAGCUGAUAACGACGAGAAAUGAUCAUUUCGCAAACAUGAUAUAUGCCGUGAAGACAGCUCAAGAUUUAGUGAACGGCAGCUUGGAGAAAUUUGAUGGGACUUAUAGAGAUGGGAUCAUACGAAAGUUCACUGAGCUAAAAGACGUUGUCGAUAAGUUUAUUAAUGAUAGUAACAGCACUACGCUUCAGACGGAGUUUUCUGUCGUUGUCAGCCGAGUCGACGGGCUGCUUGGUAAAAUUCAGAGCGAUUUAUGGGAGUUGAGGAAUAACAUCGUUGGCGAAAUUCAACAUUAUUUUGGAUGUUUAAAUGGUAAUGUUGAUGUGAAAAACACCUCUAGUAGUGGUGCUGUCAGAGGGAGUACCACUACCCAAGGUGAGAUAAAGAUUGGUGGGAAAAGUCUUGACAAAAUUGAAUGUCUCAAAAACACGAAAUUAAAAGAGUGGUUUACUUCAGCUGAGAAAAAACUCAGCGAUUCUCAAGCCAUACGAAACUUCAUGAAAAUUUUGGCUACGCUUAAGACAACAAUUGGUGGCGCAGGUAAACCACUCAUUGACGGCAUUGCCGAAGAUAUUCAGAACAACGUUAUUCGGAAUCUGAAAAAAUCUGAUAUACUCACUAGUGAGGUUCCCUCACUCAUGACUCAUUUUUAUACAUCAAAAAAGGCACUGGAUCUGGCCGUUACAAAGAUUAGUACAGAACUUUCGUCACUUAAAAACUUACCGCACACAAUCAUGGGACAGCAGGAACAAUCCUGUAAACUUAUGCAGCAGUUAUGUGAUGCAUUUGAGAGAAUACACAAGCAAAUCAAUGAAAUUAAUCUGGCCGUAGUUGGUGCCGAGAAUGUGUUUAAAGAAACAAUUGAGGCACUAGGCUAUGCUGCCACUAACGCUGAAAACGCCUUAAAGGCAGCCAUCACCAAGCUUCAAACCGAGAUCAACCGCACCGCAAAUGAAGCAUUCGAGGAGAUCACCAAAGAAGUGAAGAUAUUGUUUGCCAACCGAAAUAUUUCCGACCUUCACGCCCUAAAAUCCCUCGUCUCCGCCCAACUAAAAGAAAUAAAAUCCGUCAUCCGCAAAGACAGAAUCACCGGCCCAAAAGGUCUCUUGCGUCUCGUGAAAAUUUCACUGCGAUCCAUAACAUAUCAGCAUAAAACAAUGCGUCCCUUGGCCGUUGAAGUCAAAAAAUACUUCGAAGAUUUAUGCCACUAUUUACAAUCUCAAUCCGACAUCACGUCCAAAUCCUCCGACAUCAAGUCACUCCACGCCUCCCUAGAUGACGUCUUCGACAAACUGCUCCACCACCAGCACUUCCACCACUCCGUCUCCACGGCGCGCGAAGCCUUCGAGGCAGCGCUCCAAGCAUUCCCCGCCGACACGUUCCCCGACGCCCCCAAAAAAGUGCUGCAGCCCCUGAAGCAGGGCCUCGUGAAAUUCGCGCAGGAGCUACGCAAGCAGUACGUCAGCAGGUACUCGGGGGCUGCGGAGAGCUUUGAGUGGACGAAACAGAAUAAUCCUCCAACUCAAGAAACAGUGCCGUCCGAAAAGGCGAUGAAAUGCGCCCACAUACUCGUCACCAUUCUCAAGACUCUGAAUCACGAUUUGCGUGAGCUUCAUGAGAGAUGUCACAAGACAAACGGUCAGUGGAAGGAAAACAAAAUUUCCCUCAUCUCCAAGUCAGGAGUUUACAAUCCCCUCGGCGCAUUUUUCCAGAACUGCGGCUACAAGGUAUCCAGAACGGAAAGUUCCUAUGAAGGAGAGCUGAGAUGUCAUAAAGAGAUGAGGGGGGGAGACGUUUUCGGGAAACUUGUUGCGUCAAUAACCGACACCCAUAAUAAUUCACACCUUAAUGCGUGCGUAAAAGAAAAACAUCACGAAGGCCAAACGGCGAAAUCACUAUUUGAUCUCUUUGACCUACUUAAAUGUCUCACAUCUCACGUCGGUGAGUAUUACCAAUCUUGCCACCUCGGACUCCCGAAGUCCAAAAAGCAUCCGUGUUCCGUGCGUGAUAUCUGUGUAUGGCUUUCCGGCCUUCCUCACACUGCAGUUUAUAAAACAAUUGAUGGCCACUGCCAAAAAAUACUUAACCAGAAAGACGAAGCGACUGGUGAAAAGCCGUAUUACAAUGAUGAAGUGCUUCGUAGUUGCUUGCAACAUCUUCAUAAUACCAUUAAAAAAGCAUGUCACUUGGCACCUAAAUUAUUAGUCUCCAUCCAGGGCCACGGCAGUGGCGCAAGCCACGCUGCGUAUCCAUAUGCGUGCUGCUUUGAGAACAACCACGGAGGGUUCUACUACCCCGGUGAUCCGUCGUCGUUGCUUGGCAUGUUGAAAGAUAUGUGUAGUCGUUUGUUGCGUGCACUGUGCUUCUUAUACCAACAAUGUAGGUACACAGCAUCCGACGGCAACGGGUGGCGUGAGUGUCAAUAUGGUUAUCGCAUCGGCACCUACCACUGGGACUGCGACAAGUCAAGCGACAAGUCAAGCGACAACUCAAGCACACAACCAAAGAGUCAAGCUAAGUGCCAACCAAAUAGUGAACCAAAUAGCCAACCAAAUUGCUUACCAAAGUCCCCGCUGCAGGCCCAUCUUAUGGAUGGCCUUCCUGGUUUCAUGCCGCAUAAGUUCACAGCUGUCGGUUGCCAGCCCACUUGCUCAACGUGCCCUAAGGGCCCACUGGUUGGGCAGUGUAUCACCCCGAUGGGCUUUGCAGAUUUGGCCACUGCAGGCUCUAUUACAGGCUGUGGCGAUGACCUCGUUGAUGUGCUUGCUACGCUUUGUAAAAACGGCGGCUCAGUUCUGUGUGAAUUAGUGCACGCAUUACAAUGCAUAUCGCCCUCUCCACCGAAGGGAUUGGCAGAGAUGCUGUCGUACUACUGUAACAUAUUCCAGAAAUCAUACGGUUCAGUGUAUGGGCCUAACAACACGGUAGAGGGGGCGAUUGUGAAAGCAAUCAACGACAGCUUCCCGUUCAAAAAUGAUACGUGGCUUCACCAAAGUUACCAAAAUUCGAAGCUUACAGAUGCGUUUAAUACAUUGUAUUGCUCUGACAACGAACACAACGGCGCAAUAGCGGACGAUAAUCAUCAUGGUCUUCACACUUUGUCACCGAACCCAUCGCAUGAUAAGACAAAACAAUGUGCUCCCGAUUCCACCUGCGCUCCCUACCUCAAAGCACUCUGCCACGACGCCUGUCACACAUACCCUGCGAAACACGCAAACUUGUAUCUGUCAUGGCUUUGCCAGUUGGCAUGGACAUUCUGGGAUUUGCUUGAUCAGUUGCUCAAGGCGUUUAGUGACAUAUCCUGUCAAUCAUAUGGAUGUCUAUGCAAAUGCGGUUUUGGUGAACACGGCGUCACUGAGGAGGAUACAUCGCAAGCGCCAAAAGCUUCGAAGCCCAGUUGCCAUUGCAAUUCAAUAGUCCAAUGUAAGGGACCCAUGUCCGUAUUCUACCAGUACGGAUUCACAUUCGGAUUGCCAAAAGAGUUAAUGGGAUCUGAAAGCAUGAAGACAUGUGACAAUUUCGUAAAGCAGUUGACCAGGGUUCUAACGAAAGGAUAUUUCAAAGAAUUAUUCGAUGAAAUCGAUAACUUUAUCUGGGCAAUACGCACACCCUUCUCCUACCUCUUAUUAGCCCUCUGGUCGCUGUCGCUCCUGUACCUGCUGCACAUCGCCGUCGUCCGCCUCGACGUCCUGAGGAUACGCUCCCACCUGAGAUCACCCUCAAGCCACCGCAUCGCCGCACAGUCCCUCCUCGCCGCCGCACGCGUCAAGGCACUCGCCAACGUCAAGUACUUCUCACCAUAA